AAAAUGCAAGAGCGGUACUAUUAGGACAACAGCUCUCAACUAGUUCGUACAAUAUCACAAGCAGCCCAUCUUGUUACUCAGAACCUGGCUGGUACUCGGUUUAUUUUGUUUUUCACUCCCUUUUACCUUUCCUUUCCUGCUUCAAGUUCAUUAGCCCCUGUUUAGUUUCCGUGAAAACGAAAGAAAACUUGGUUUGGCCGAAAUGGGAACCUGUUUCUCAGUUAUCUUUUCGUUUUCUUCAUUCCGUCAGCUAGGGUUUUCGUUGGCACGUGUUUUUGCAUCUUUGUUUUGAAAGCUGUUGCUAGUAAAGAUUGCUGCUCACCAUGUUUUUGAUAGAAUGACUUUUAGGAGUAAGGAGAGGGCUUCUCUGUUGCUCCUAGCUUCUUUUAACUACUGGGUUUCUUUUUCUUUUUUAUCUCAAAACUGACUAUUUGUUGUUUCAGUUGUUUGCUUGUGUUUGGCUGGUUGGCUUCUGGUAACCCCUUCACAUUCCACUUUUUGCUUGCUUUUUUAUUUCUUAAUAGCAUUGUAUAGGAUCUUGAGUCUAGGUAUUUGACGCCGAUUGUUUUACAUGGAAAUGGUCUCUUGUAUGUGUAUGUUAUGGUGGCUUUAAUUUUUGAAAAAACUAUUUGCGAGCGACUUCUUUACUUUUAUAUGCUACAUAGUUUUCGACAAAGAUAUUGUCCCAUAAGUUUUGUGUAUCUUUCAGCAUCAUCAGGCACAAUGUCAUACCUUGCCCAGUUGCAAGGUCUUCCACGUGCACUGCAAGAUUAGUGUUAGGAAACAAAAGGUUCGCUUUUCAGUAGCACUGUAGGAAAUGUGAUAUGAAGUUUGGUGGUGAAUUUUUCUGGCCCGUAUGUUUAUAAGGGCCAGGUUACUUAGGGUGUUCUUUAUAUGGAUACUUCAUUGAGACCACGAUUAAUGUGUCCCAAUUUUGCAUUUGAUGACAUGUGCAUAUGAUGAAAACCACAAUCGUGAUGGCAGAGCUGGAGUUUGAAAUGUUUAUGGUGUUGACGAGGUUAACUAUGACGAGGUCCAAGUAGUUGGUUGGUGGUGAGUGGUGUCUCUUGGCUGCUUGUGGCUGUAUUAGAGUUAUAAUCAAAGUACUGCUCGUUUGAUGAGAAGAUAGUUAUGUCCAGAUGCUCUGGAUGGGAAUAAACACGUUUAACAUUCCGUACCUUUUGUGUUAUUGCUCAAAAUUGUAUAACUUUAAUAGAUAUAAGAAUGCCUGGUCUGCCCGUUUUAUUUUGGUACAGGUAAUAUGUUUGAAUACUCUUUGUUCUUUCAUUUGCAAGGAGAUUGAUGGGAAGACACUUUUAUGUCUGUUGUGCCGGUUUCAUUCCAGCUCCUUGUUUGAUUUUUGAGAGGAAAGAUGUUGGGCUGGUGGUGCAUUAGUGUGAAUCUUUGUGGGGAGAUGAGUUGUCUGGUGGCUGACUGCUACAGUGCAUGAGAAACUAUUAUGCUCCUGAUUGGUUUUCAUAGAAAUACUCCUGCUUUUGAAAGUUAUGGAUCAUCAGAAGGCAGGUGUCUCCUCUGCUCAGGAAUUUAUGGUAGAGCAGUUGUUGUAUCUCCUUGUUCUUCACAUUGUGUCCGCUAUAAUCAUUCGCAGGCCCAGUUUGGAAAGAUGAAAUGUUCUUUCAGGGCUUCAUCCAUUGUGUGCAAAUGCUCUGGUGGUCACAGGAGAAACCCAGACUUAUCUAGGCAAAACAAACAGUUUUCACGUAACAGGAACAGGCAAAAUGAAGAGACGAGCAGCUUUGAAAACCUUGAUGAAUCUGAUUUGUUAACAUCAAAGAACGGGUCACUACUCUCCUUAUCCGGUACCCCAAAGUUCCAAGCCACUGCUGCCCCUGGGCCUAGAGAGGAGAUUGUUGAGCUAUUUAGGAAGGUACAUGCUCACUGCGUGAAAGAGCUGCAGCCAAAGAAGUCAAAGUUUGAAGCUUCCCAAGGAAAAGGUAGAGAGAACGAAACUGUGGAUUCCCUCCUUAAGCUACUUCGGAAACACUCAACUGAGCAAGGUAAGAAAAAAACCAGCACUAUCAACAGUGGAAACUUCAAUCUGGACCAGCCAGAGAAUGGAGCAUACAAGAAAGCUAAAGGCACAAGCUCCUUUAACUCAAGUAAGGAAGAAAGGAACGACGCCCUAGAGCCCAACACCUCUUUUACCAGGCCACCAUCGAAAUUCCAACGGAAAUCUCCAGUACCUCAAGUGAAAUUCCAGCCCAUUUAUUCAAGUGAGGAUCUUGUUAAUUCUACAUGUCAUUUAAAUUUAAAUGGUGAGAAAAGGAAUCAGUUUGAGAUACUCCCAGACACCACCUUGGAGCUUGAAUUGGACCCCGAAAUAGAGCCCGAGUUGGAUUCAGAACAAGAGCCAGAGUCUGCUUUCCCUGGUAGUUCAUUGUAUCAGUGAUACGGGGAAAAAAAGACAAAACAACAACACAAAUUUAGAUAAAUUCCCUUUUCUUUUCAUAUAAUUUUGUUUCCUUGACCUCUGUUUUUGACUUCAUGCAAAGUAAUAUUUAGCUCUUCAAAUCCCUCCAUGAUGCGUUCAACUAACAGA
Messenger RNA from Populus euphratica (Euphrates poplar), 2560 nucleotides. Its product is annotated as rho-N domain-containing protein 1, chloroplastic-like. Bases 1460 to 2410 code for a protein of 316 amino acids. Lineage: Eukaryota; Viridiplantae; Streptophyta; Magnoliopsida; Malpighiales; Salicaceae. The transcript has 2 exons. The record is from RefSeq and is a predicted model, not a curated record.